Otolemur garnettii (small-eared galago) is the source of this 1422-nucleotide messenger RNA. It is a transcript of the gene MMP12, whose product is annotated as matrix metallopeptidase 12. Gene Ontology annotation, molecular function: metalloendopeptidase activity; zinc ion binding. Gene Ontology annotation, biological process: proteolysis; extracellular matrix organization; collagen catabolic process. Bases 1 to 1422 code for a protein of 473 amino acids. The transcript is spliced from 10 exons. The record is from RefSeq and is a predicted model, not a curated record. NCBI's taxonomy places the organism in Eukaryota, Metazoa, Chordata, Mammalia, Primates, Galagidae. Gene Ontology annotation, cellular component: extracellular matrix.
AUGAAGUGCCUGCUAUUGAUACUGGUCUUGCAGGUCUCUGCUUCUGGAGCUCUUCCCCUGAAUAACAGCACAGGCCCAGCAGAAACCGAUGUGCUAUUUUCCCAAAGGUACUUAGAAAACUUUUAUGACCUUAAGACAGAGAAAAUGACAAAAAUGAAAGUGGAUACACACUUUAUGGAGGAAAAAAUCCGGGAAAUGCAGCAGUUCUUUGGGCUACAAGUGACAGGGCAACUGGACACAUCUACUCUGGAGACGAUGCACCUGCCUCGGUGUGGAGUGCCCGACGCUCAUCAUUUCAGCACGAUGCCGGGGAGGCGAGCGUGGAAUAAACGUUCCAUCACCUACAGAAUCAAUAAUUACACUCCUGACAUGAGGCAUGAGGAUGUUGACUAUGCCAUUGAGAAAGCUUUCCAAGCAUGGAGUAACGUGACUCCCCUGAAAUUCAGAAAGAUUAACAUGGGCGAGGCUGACAUCAUGAUACGUUUUGCACGCAGAGCUCAUGGAGACUACGAUGCUUUUGAUGGCAGUGGUGGAGUCAUAGCCCACGCUUUUGGACCUGCACCUGGUCUUGGAGGAGAUGCACAUUUUGAUGAAGAUGAAUUUUGGACUAAAAAUUACAGAGGCACAAACUUGUUCCUUGUUGCUGUUCACGAGUUUGGCCAUUCCUUGGGUCUCGGCCAUUCCAAUGACAAAAAUGCCAUAAUGUUCCCCACCUAUAGUUAUGUUGACCCUAACAGAUUUCGUCUCUCUGAUGAUGACAUACGGGGCAUUCAGUCCCUCUAUGGAGGCCCAGAACGCCAACCCAUGCCAAAUCCCGACCGUCCAAAAUCAGAUAUGUGUGAUCCCGAUUUGAGUUUUGAUGCUGUCACUACAGUGGGAGACAAAAUCUUUUUCUUUAAAGACAAGUUCUUCUGGUGGAAGGUUCCUGAGAGACCAGAGACAAGUACUAGUUUGCUUUCUUCCUUAUGGCCAACCUUGCCAUCUGGCAUUCAAGCUGCUUAUGAAAUUGCAGCCAGAAAUCAAGUUUUUCUUUUUAAAGAUGACAAGUACUGGCUAAUCAGCUAUUUAAGACCACAACCAAAUUAUCCCAAGAGCAUACAUUCUUUGGGUUUCCCUGACUCUGUGAAAAAAAUUGAUGCAGCUGUUUUUAACCCACUUCAUCAUAAGACCUACUUCUUUGUUGAUGACCAAUAUUGGAGGUAUGAUGAGAGGAGACAGUUCAUGGAUCCUGGUUAUCCCAGAUUAAUUACCAAGUACUUCCCAGGAAUUGGGCCUAAAGUUGAUGCAGUCUUCUAUUCUGAAAACAGAUACUACUAUUUCUUCCAAGGACCUACCCAGUUUGAAUAUGAUUCCCUAUACCAUCGUGUCACCAAGAUCAUGAAAAGCAAUAGUUGGUUUGGUUGUCAGGACCAGAAUCACUGA